Porites evermanni is the source of this 447-nucleotide messenger RNA. NCBI's taxonomy places the organism in Eukaryota, Metazoa, Cnidaria, Anthozoa, Scleractinia, Poritidae. The record is from the annotation of a GenBank genome assembly.
AUGCAUCCAUGUUCUAGACUGCUAGUAGUGCGAACGUUCGAUCUUGAGAAUCGUGUUAAGUUUAUCAUGGAAGAGCUGCGAAUGGCUCAGCGAUCAGCCUUGAAAAUGCUGCUGGAACUGCCAAGCUUUUUGCUACAUACUAUUCCAGACAAGUGUGUUGUCCUACACAAGUAUGAUCUCCCUGACGGCUACAGCUUUAAAUUAGAUCAGCAUACAGCCAAGGUCUUUCCCCCUGUGUUAUCAAAUAACAUUGAAAUCAAUCCAAGAUUAUUCAGACAAGAUUCUGAUGAGAAACUGGCUCAGAGUUGUCCAAAAUUGAUGCUUGCUGAUUUGUUAGAUUAUUCUUUUGCAAAGCAGUUUGGAGAAGGACAGCCAGAGGAUCUGACUAAGUGUCUCUUCAAAGCUGAAAAGAGAGAACUCCGUGAAAAGUAUAACAAAGUCUUGUAA